Prorocentrum cordatum is the source of this 828-nucleotide messenger RNA. The record is from the annotation of a GenBank genome assembly. Lineage: Eukaryota; Dinophyceae; Prorocentrales; Prorocentraceae.
AUGACCACCCGCAUUCUGCGGGUCGCUGACUCGCUGGGCACUUUCCACGUGGCCUGCGCAGCUGCUGUAGCCACGGCGUUUGGCGCCCUCGUUGGGUCGGUGCCUUACUUUGGUGCCAUGUUCGAGGGCGCGUCGGCGCUCUGCUUCGGCCUCGACGGCGCUCUGCUGGGCUCCUGCGGUCUGCUGCUAGGCCUCGGCGUCAUCGCGUCCUACGAGCUGGCCAUGGGCGGCGCGCCGUACGUGGCCACCACGUCGAGGAGCGGUCGCAUCGGGGCGGGCCAGAGGGAGCUGGUGCAGCUGCAGGACAACUUCAGGAUGGGCAGAGCACCGUCCACUACAACGUCAGGGUGGACGGCUCCGACGCGGCGGCCAUGGCCGACGUGCUCCAGCGCGUCCAGAGCCCGGCGACGCACGCGGACGAUCUGGCCUUCUUCCGGGACGUCGUCGACGACUUCGAGGCGGGUCUGGGCGCGGCGGGGGCCCAGGAGAGCUCCAAGAGAUGGAGCAGGCCCUGGGCCACAUGGCGGCGACUCGGCGGCUCCUCGAGCGGGAGCAGUCGCUUCGCGCUCUCUCGGGUGCCUCGCGGGAGCGCCGGAGGCUGGAGGAGCUGCGCCGGCAGGAGAGAGCCGCCUCGCCGAGGUCGCGGAGAAGUGCAGGAGGCUCGUGCAGCAGCGGGGCACAGUGUCUCGGCGGUCGGGGGGGGGCCUGGCGGGCCGCUGUGGCUCCGUGUCGGCGGGCCUCUGGCUGGCCGGAGCCUCGGCAUCUGAGCGGCGCAAUGCGGGCAAGACCGCUGUAGGAAACGCGGCGCGGUGCACGGCAGGCGCGUAG